Messenger RNA from Lolium rigidum, 582 nucleotides. Its product is annotated as gibberellin 20 oxidase 2-like. The coding region runs from base 73 to 582 and encodes 169 amino acids. The record is from RefSeq and is a predicted model, not a curated record. Gene Ontology annotation, molecular function: dioxygenase activity. Lineage: Eukaryota; Viridiplantae; Streptophyta; Magnoliopsida; Poales; Poaceae. The transcript has a single exon.
GAGGCGCUAGUGGAGUGCCACACCAAGCUCACCGAGCUGGCGCUCCUCAUCCAGGAGCUUCUGAACGAGUGCAUGGGGCUGCCAGCGGGCUUCCUCCGGGAGUACAACGACGACCGCACCUUCGACUUCAUGUCGGCGCGGCACUCGUUCCCGGCGACGGAGGAGGAGAACACGGGCACCCGCCCACACCAGGACAUCAGCUGCGUCUCCUUCGUCGUGCAGGACGGCGUCGGGGGCCUGGAGGUCCUCGGUCCCGACGGCGACUGGGCGCCCGUGGAGCCCGUCGAGGGCAGCAUCGUCGUCAACAUUGGCGACGUCGUGCAGGUGCUCAGCAACGGCAAGUUCAGGAGCGUCAUGCACCGGGUGGUGAGGAACCCGGCGGCGCACCGGUACUCGCUCGUCUUCUUCCUCAACGUCCACGGCGACAAGUGGGUCGAGCCGCUGCCUGAGCUCGUCGGCGAGGCGCCGCGGUACAGUGGGUUCAAGUACGGCGACUACCUGCAGCUGCGAGGGAGGUACACCAAGGCCUACCAGCUGUUAAAGCCCGUGGACCUCGUGGACAUCACCCAUUACGCGAUCUAG